AUGCAACAAAUUAAACCUGCAUGCACAGCUACUACGCUGCUGCAGCAGUGCAGGCAGCAGAAGCAGCAGCAGCAGCAGCAGAAGCAGCAGCAGCAGGAUGAAGAGGAGGAGGGAGAGGAAGGGGAGGAGGAGAAAGUGCAGCAACAACAGGAGGAGGAGGAAAAGGAGGAAAAGCAGCAAAUGCAGCAGCAACAGCAGAAGGAAAGACGACUGCAGCAGCAGAAGCAGCAGCAACUGCAGCAGCAGCAGGAGCUGCCGCAGUUGCUGCAGCAGCAGCUGCUGGUGCUGAUAUUUUACGCCCUUAUAUCUGAUCCUUUUACGCAGCAGCAACUGCAGCAGCAGCACAACCAAUUCAUGCAGCAGCAGCAGCACAACUGA
Molecule: messenger RNA, 378 nt
Organism: Eimeria maxima
Lineage: Eukaryota; Apicomplexa; Conoidasida; Eucoccidiorida; Eimeriidae
Exons: 2
Coding region: 1-378 (125 amino acids)
Source: RefSeq, a predicted model, not a curated record